GAUUUCAAGGGCGCGAACUACUUCCUCCGGAAUGAAGGCCAGCGCUAGGGAGGGGGUCGCGGCCAUUGACUGGCAGUGGACUGGCCCGGGCAUAGGUGCGACGGACAUGAUCUACCUCUUUUGCGGCAGCGUGGAGGAUGAGAUUGUCGACAACUACAAGUAUUGGCUCGCGCAGUACCACAACAGGCUUGCUGAUGAAUCGUAUUCAUUCGACGAUUUUUACAUCGACUUCAAGGCGGCAACACUGGACUAUGCCCGCUGGGUUUUUGCCUAUCGGUUGGUCGGAGACACGCCAGAGAAAUUUCGACAACGUGCCGAGAAAGUGGAUGUGAACCUGGGCCUUUUCCGCCGGCACUCCCCAAGGAUACGUUGGCUGCUUCAGUUGGUGGAGGAGUUCCUCCCCGAAGCAGAAGCCGGACGCUUUGAGUGCGAGCUCUGA
Molecule: messenger RNA, 439 nt
Organism: Symbiodinium necroappetens
Lineage: Eukaryota; Dinophyceae; Suessiales; Symbiodiniaceae
Source: the annotation of a GenBank genome assembly